Messenger RNA from Tuber aestivum (summer truffle), 634 nucleotides. The record is from the annotation of a GenBank genome assembly. Lineage: Eukaryota; Fungi; Ascomycota; Pezizomycetes; Pezizales; Tuberaceae.
AUGAGCUCCCUCCGCCCCUUCCACCCCCUCGACCUCCUCCGCCUCAACCUCGCAAACCUCGACGUUUUGACGGAAAACUACGAGAUAAGCUUCUACCUCAGCUACCUCGCGAAAUGGCCAACCCUAAUGUCGGUAAUGGAGUCUUCCCAGGGAAAAAUAAUGGGCUACAGUACUUGCACCCCUCCUCCCCCUUCCCCCUCCACCGCUGUUCGGCACAGCACUAACAAACCCAGUAAUGGGUAAAGCCGAGGGUAGCGCCAAGGACUGGCACGGGCACGUAACCGCCGUAACCGUUGCACCGGACUAUCGCCGCCUCGGCCUUGCAAAGACGAUGAUGGACGAACUCGAGCGUGUCACCACCAGCGUGUACAACGGCUACUUCGUCGACCUGUACGUGCGUGUUUCGAACGAGAUCGCUAUUAGGAUGUAUGAAGGGAUGGGGUAUUCUGUUUAUCGCACCGUCGUGGAGUACUACUCUUCCAGCAUUGGCGGCGGCGGCGGGGGUGGUGGGGGUAAUGAGGGGGGGGAUGAGGAUGCUUAUGAUAUGCGGAAACCUAUGCGUAGGGAUAAGCACCGGAAGAGCGUGAGGGAGAAUGGGAGGGAGGUUAAGGUUUUUCCUCAUGAGGUUUGGUAG